This is a messenger RNA of Punica granatum (pomegranate), 2667 nucleotides long. The record is from RefSeq and is a predicted model, not a curated record. Lineage: Eukaryota; Viridiplantae; Streptophyta; Magnoliopsida; Myrtales; Lythraceae.
ACAAUUUACGAAGCUCACACAACGGUUUCUAGGGCAUUCCUCAGACCACACGAGCCAAAAUCCAAAUCUCAACCCAGCCAUGGCGGAGGUCAUGAACUUGCCGGUGGAAUCUCUCGACCGUCCCGACGGCAAUGAGAAGCCCGCCGACGAUCCGGAGAAAUCUUCUUCCCCUACCCAGCUUGAACCGCCUCCGCAGCAGCCGCAGCAGCAGCCCCAGCCGCCGCCGCCUCCGAGGAGGCGCGACCGGGAUUCCCGGGAGAGGAGGGACGAGCGGGACCCAGACCGCCCUCCCUCCCGCCGUGACUACUACGAUCGCAACCAGUCGCCUCCACCGAGGGAUAGGGACAGAGGGUACAAGCGCCGGGGGAGCUCGAGCCCUCCGCCCUACAGGGACCGCAGGAGGUCUCCCCCGCCGCCUUACAAGCGGUCGAGGAGGGAGGAUGGGGGGUAUGAAGGCAGGAGAGGGAGCCCUCGGGGCGGAUUUGGACCUGGAGAUAGGAGGUUCGGCUAUGAUUAUGGCUUUGAUGGGGGCAGAUAUGGUGAAGAAAGGGGCCGGUACAUGGGCCGCUCAGCUGGAGGCUACCCACCUGAAUGGGAGGGUCGUGGUGGCUAUGGUGAUGGUCCUGGCGUAACGAGGGAAGGGCUGAUGUCAUACAAGCAGUUCAUCCAGGAGCUCGAAGAUGAUAUUUUGCCCUCAGAAGCUGAACGCAGAUACCAAGAAUAUAGAUCAGAGUACAUUUCAACUCAGAAAAGAGCCUAUUUUGAUGCCCAUAAAGACGAAGACUGGCUGAGAGAUAAAUAUCAUCCGACAAAUUUAGUGGGUGUUAUAGAAAGGAGGAAUGAACUUGCAAGGAAGAAUGCAAAGGAUUUUUUGCUCGAUUUGCAGAGUGGAGCAUUGGACUUGGGCCCAGGAACCAACGCCACACCCCCAAACAAAUCUGGGCAGGCUAGUGACCCUAAUUCUGAUGAGGAAGUAGAUGGAAGUGGCAAAAGAAGACGUCAUGGUAGAGGUGCAGCAAGAGAUACUGACCUCAUUUCUUCCGCCCCCAAGGCUCAUCCAGUCAGUUCUGAACCCAGAAGAAUACAAGUUGAUGUUGAACAGGCGCAGGCCCUUGUACGCAAGCUAGACUCCGAGAAAGGAAUUGAUGACAAUAUUUUAGGUGGAUCUGAUAAUGAUAAAAUGAGCAGAGACAAAUCUCAUGGUGGCUCCAGUGGCCCAGUUAUUAUAAUUAGGGGUUUAACUUCUGUUAAGGGACUGGAAGGUGCAGAACUUUUGGAUACGCUCAUCACUUAUCUCUGGCGGAUCCAUGGUUUGGAUUAUUAUGGAAUGACUGAGACAAGCGAGCCCAAGGGUCUUCGGCACAUUAGGCCAGAGGGAAAGGGUCCUGAUGCUGCAGGUAAUGGGCCUGAGUGGGAAAAGAAGCUUGAUGUGCGAUGGCAAGAGAGACUGAAGAGUCAGGAUCCUCUGGAAAUAAUGACUGCUAAGGAAAAGAUAGAAGCAGCUGCUGUUGAAGUAUUAGAUCCUUACGUGCGGAAAAUAAGAGAUGAGAAGUAUGGAUGGAAAUAUGGUUGUGGGGCCAAGGGAUGUACAAAACUUUUUCAUGCUGCUGAGUUUGUGCACAAGCAUCUUAAACUGAAACAUCCAGAACUGGUGAUGGAAGUUACUGCCAAAGUUCGUGAAGAGCUCUAUUUCCAGAACUACAUGAAUGAUCCUGAUGCCCCUGGUGGUCAGCCUGUUAUGCAGCAAACUAUAGCGAGAGACAGAAUGCAAAGGCGCAGGCUGGGCUUAGAAGGUCGACUAAGAGAUGACCGCGGGCUCCGACGAGAUCGGGAAGGUCGACCAGUUGGAGGUGAGAGAUUCGAUAGGUCCGACAAUCCACAAUCGGGUGAUCUACAGUCUGACAAAGACGGUGCAGAUGGAGGAAAUGGAGAUGACCCUAUGUUUGACACUUUUGGAGGGCAGGGACUUCAUGUUGCUCCUUUUGGCUCUGAAAUCCCCCCUCCUCCAGUGCUGAUGCCUGUUCCUGGUGCUGGUCCGUUGGGACCAUUUGUUCCUGCUCCCCCUGAAGUAGCGAUGCAGAUGUUGCGGGAGCAGGGAGGUCCUCCCCCUUUUGAAGGUGGUGGAAGAAAUGGGCGGGCUGGGCCUGCUCCUAUCAUCGCCUCAUUUCCUGGUUUUCGACAGGAUCCUCGACGAUUGAGAAGCUAUCAAGACUUAGAUGCCCCGGAGGAUGAAGUGACCGUCAUAGACUACAGAAGUUUGUAGGUGUCGCUGCUUUCAGAAGAUGCUGUUUUAUUCUUGAGCAGGAAGCCUGCUCAUGUGAUGCUGUGACACUAAAGUGAUUUUGUCCUUCGAACAAUAGUCUUGUGUAGUAUUUCCAUCAAGAUGUGAGCAAGCAGCAGGCACUUCCCUAAACUCAUAAAAUUUCCUGCUCGCAUAUCUGGGGAUUAUUUUUGGGUUUCUGCAGAUAUCGAAUAUUAGGUUCGUGUGAGAUUGGUGGUUAGAUCCUUUGCUUUUCCUGAACUGACCGGCAAAAGAUGUCUCUGUUCUUUAGGGGUAAGAAUGUUGAACUGGACUGCUGUAUUUGAGAUUGACUGGAAAUGUACUCGGUUUGAUUCUUCGAGAGCACAAUCAGUACAGAUAUUUAUAUCAUGUCCGAUGAUCCUAAA